AAACAAACUAGCAAAACGCAACACUAUAUACAUUUUCCAAUAUUUAAUUUGUUGCUUCUAUAGUUGAAGUUGAUCAAUCAAUUGUGUAACUAAUUAGGAAGGGCGGGAAAGGAGUAGCCAUCCGAUUUUAAAAAUGCCCAUUCAACGAAUAGCGAUUGGAAACCCGGGUGAGGCGAGCCACCCGGAUGCGCUCAAGGCGGCCUUUGCCGAGUUCAUUUCCAUGCUCAUUUUUGUUUUUGCCGGUCAAGGCUCGGGCAUGGCUUUCAGCAAAUUGACAGACGGCGGAGGAGCAACUCCUUCAGGGUUAAUAGCAGCAGCAUUAGCCCACGCAUUGGCACUUUUCGUGGCAGUUUCAAUUAGCGCCAAUAUCUCCGGUGGCCACGUCAACCCCGCUGUCACAUUUGGAGCCUUUCUUGGUGGCAACAUCACUCUUCUCAGGAGUAUCGUUUAUUGGAUUGCUCAAUUGCUUGGAUCUAUCGUUGCUUGUGUCCUUCUAAAAUUUGCCACUGGUGGAAUGGAAACGUCUGCAUUCGCUUUGUCAACUGGGGUGUCAGUGUGGAACGCGAUGGUGUUCGAGAUGGUGAUGACCUUCGGGCUGGUGUACACUGUCUACGCAACUGCAGUGGAUCCAAAGAAGGGCGAUUUGGGCACUAUUGCGCCCAUUGCCAUUGGUUUCAUUGUUGGGGCUAAUAUCUUGGUCGGUGGGGCAUUUGAUGGGGCAUCCAUGAACCCAGCUGUAUGUUUCGGUCCCGCAUUUGUGAGCUGGUCGUGGACCCACCACUGGGUUUACUGGUUCGGUCCAUUUGGUGGUGCAGCCAUUGCAGCUCUCGUCUAUGACAACAUCUUCAUUGGCAAUCAUCAUCAUGAGCAGCUUCCUGUUGCUAACUAUUAGAAGCCACUCAUGGUUCCUUUAUUCUUUUUUGUUAUAGUUCUCCAUUUUUUUUCUCAUUUUUACAUAGGGAUUUGCAUUUUUUGUGUUUGGUGGUGAAUAAAUCGGUGAUAAAGAACAUCCAAGAUAUGAUACAUUGAUACUGCAUGCUAACUCAUAUGAAACAUGUUAAUCAAAGGAUGCACAAGCCAGGAGGCCUAGGGCUCAUUUGGCUGAAACUGUUGAUAUUGUUGAAAUUUCUAAAAAGAAAAGCAUUUGGUAAAUUACAUUUCAGCCAAUAAGUAGGCCAAACGCUACCUAUUCUACUGCCUUCACAGCAGUACAUCUUUUAAGAAUUUG
Messenger RNA from Cuscuta europaea, 1228 nucleotides. The record is from the annotation of a GenBank genome assembly. NCBI's taxonomy places the organism in Eukaryota, Viridiplantae, Streptophyta, Magnoliopsida, Solanales, Convolvulaceae.